This is a messenger RNA of Amyelois transitella, 2784 nucleotides long. Its product is annotated as chondroadherin. Lineage: Eukaryota; Metazoa; Arthropoda; Insecta; Lepidoptera; Pyralidae. Gene Ontology annotation, cellular component: plasma membrane. The transcript has 3 exons. Bases 1477 to 2700 code for a protein of 407 amino acids. Gene Ontology annotation, molecular function: protein binding. The record is from RefSeq and is a predicted model, not a curated record.
UAAGAAAAACAAUACUUCCAUUAUCGCGAAGAUUAUUUUUUCUGAAACACGCAACUUGUUUUGUAACGAUAUAUCAUUGUGAAGCCUCCUGCGGGACGUUUGAAAAAAAUUAAGCGUAUUCAUAAUAUUUCUGCUCGCUGUUUAAGCAUGGUUUAGUUUAAAAGCGUGUGCGUCUUGGGCGAAUAUAAUGGGACUCCCGGGAGUCGUUUUGUUGGCGGAAUCUGCACACGAAGAGCAUAAACAUACUCCUGCAAUUUUAAGUUUUUGGCAUGCUGUUGGGUAAAGGCGACAAUGCGACACGUUAUAUGGUAUAGGUAUAGAUGAUAUAGAAUCCUUAGGCUUUCUGUUUAUUCAUUCAUGCAUAAUGGAAAGUAAGUGCUGGUGCCUUCAGUUUCGUACACUAAAAUUGAGUCGGUAAGAAACAAGAACCAGCAUAAUAAUUUUUGUAUUUUCUUGAUAAGAAUAAAGUCGAGUAUUGUUAAGAUUUUUGGUGAACCGAACCUAGUGAUUUGAUAAGUGGUUCUUUGGAUGGAGUUGGAUUUGUUUGUUUUGUCAGUACAAAUUAAAAAAUUCUUAUAUUUCUUAAAUAUCAACGUGAUAAUUUAGUAAAUCUCUUUGUUAAUUAACAUUUUAACUUUAUGUCACAAUUGUAAUUCUGCAUUAAAUAAAAUCACGUUGGUUCAAACAUGACAUAAACAUUAUAUCAAAUCUUAAGAUUCAGAAAUAUGGCAUAAGACAUUUUGACAAACAGUUAUUGCAUUGCCAAAUAAUCACGUUUUUUAACUAGAUUAAAAGAAAAUUCAUUAUUCACUUGCCUGCUCAGCCUGCCAGGUAAAAUGGCAGAGCUCAAGUGUGUUCCCCCGGGACGCAGCUACAUCCUAUCAAGUCUUCGUUUUCAAUUUCCGUUUAACUAUAAUUGAAUCAGAUUUGAACAUGAUGCUCCUCUUUCUUUUCAUUUUUCACCUCUGAUAGAGCAGACACGAUUUUAUCAUUGAAAUAUGUUAACUAUAUUCAAUUAUUCAGAUCAUUAAAAAUUACUUUUGUACAGAUCUGAGAAAAAUAUGUUAUGGUAAGUAACUAUAAAUAGUAUCUGUUCCUAAACUAUUUUUGGUCAAGUUACUAAUUCGAAAGCGAAUAAGGAAGUAAUAAUUUUACCACAAAUAUAAUGUAGGCGUUAAUGUCGGUCUUUCCAAAAAUGUGUACUAACUGGAUGCUGGGACUUUUAAAACUAUAUACGACUAACUAUGCGUAAUUUUAUAGAACUAUCAAUCCACAAGACUCUGUUAAUACAUUUUACACCUUUUGUUAGUUACUCUGAUCUAAAAAAAGUUACAACGGAAAGCUAUAUGCUUAUGUCGUAAGGUUUUAUGAUAUAACUUAUUAAUAUAAUUUUGUUUUUCCACAGAAGGAGGUAGAAUGAUGAAGGUGUUUAGGUGAAAUAGAGCGGCGGGCGGCGCGGCUCCUCGGCGCCCGCCCAUGGCCUCUACUUUUACACUGAGAUGGGCGGUGCAGUGGUUGGCAGCCACACUUGCGUGGGGCACGUUGUGCGGUGCGGGGCAAGUCUACAGCCCCGCGCUGGCCCCGUCGCUGGCCCCACCGUGCCCCACGCACUGCAUUUGUCUCUCACAGUCACAGGUCGUGUGCAACAGUGCGACACUUCGUGGCGUGCCUUCAGCUCUUAGUCCGAGUGUGACACAACUGUCGCUGUCGCGCGCGGAUUUGCGCGUCCUUCGCUCCGACGCAUUCGCUCAUCUGCGGCAGCUGCGGCGUCUCGCACUUGACGCCUGCAAUCUAACUCGCAUACGUCCAUUUGCAUUCCGAGGACUACCACGUUUACGCGAGCUAUACAUUCAACAUACGCCGCUCGCUACCGUCGAUGCGUUCGCCUUUGCAGCUCUUCAAAACAUAACCUCUAUUGUACUAACUCAUAACAGAAUAGCCCAAAUUGAGGGCUACGCUUUUGCAGGCACUAAUUUCAUAAAACUAAUCUCGUUGAAAAAUAACCCAAUUAAGCGGAUUCUGGCGCACGCCUUCUCAGGAUUAAAAGACGUCAUCCAAGUAGAACUCCCUUCAGGAAUAAGGUCAAUUGAGCCGAUGGCAUUUGCAGGUUUGGAGGGUAUCGGGACAUUAGAGUUAGCGUACAUGGAUCUGCCAGCACUAUUGUCGGAUACAUUUCGAGGAUUGACAAGAGUCGGUCGGCUUGGUCUUCGUGAAUCUGACCUCGGUGUGAUACGCGCGGGUGCUUUUGAUGGCUUACAACAUGUUGAUAUCCUAGAAAUGUGUAAUAAUAAGAUAGAUGCUGUAGAGGAGCUGACUCUGGUGCAGAAUAAUAGCGUCCAAACUUUCAGAUUGACGGGCAACCACAUGUUGGAAACGCCAGAGUCGGUAUUGCUCGAGGUGGAGAAUGUCGUGAUACGAGGUAAUCAUUUGCCAUGCGAGUGCGGUCGGGAUCCUUUGGCAAAUCCGCUGGCAUUGACUCAAGAGUUCGCAGAUGAAAACUUCUGUAUAUCGCCGUUGAAAGUCCGAGGGCGAAGCCUAGCGAGUGCGGCUUCAGGUGGGGCGGCGUGUCGCGGCGACGCCGGCGGCAGCGCACGCGCACGGGCCGCCGCCGGCGCCGGCACGCUGCUGCUCGGAGACACACUCGCUCAUCCGAACCUAGCUCUCACCAUUACCACUAUCACUCUUCUCGUGAGUAGCUAACCGCCCUCGGUGUUCAAUUAUUGUGUAUCCAUUUGUAAAUAUUGUAAUAUAUCUAAGCGAGUAUAAUGAUGCGAAAUUUUACAU